GCGGCCAUGGCGGCCCUGUCGGCCAGGCCCCGGCGCUUCUUUCGCUGCUCCUGCUUCUGCAGCGAGAACCUCUUCCUGACGCGUUACCGCCUGCACGUGCGCUUCCGCGGGGAGCAGCAGCUGCGCCGGGACUACGGCCCGGCGCUUCGGCGACACUUACUUCACUUGUGGCCCCCACCACAUCCCCACGAAAUCCUGAGGAGCCUUGGCUGCCGGAGCCCUGAGGACUUUCAGCAGGUUUUGAUCGAGCUCGAGAAAGAGGUCCAGAGGAGAAAAGAGCUUGCCCGACAGUCCGUGGAGAGGAAAGCCAUCAUCUCCCAGCACUAUCGACCGGCUCAUCCAGAGCUUUAUGUUUUACAGGAGCGGUUUCUGGCACCAGAGUUUCUGGCGACGGUCCGCUACUGCAGGUCUCCGGGCGCCAACCUCCCAGGCCUCCUGCAGCACAUCGAUUCCCUCUCAGAAGAGAAGAGGAUCUAUCGGCUGCCAGUGUUCACGGCCGCCUUCUGCCGGGCCUUCGUCGAGGAGCUGGAGCACUUCGAGCAGUCUGAUAUGCCCAAGGGUCGCCCCAACACCAUGAACAACUACGGGGUCCUGAUGCACGAGCUGGGCCUGGACACCUCCCUGGUCACCCCUCUGCGAGAGCAAUACCUGCAGCCCCUGACGGCUCUGCUCUACCCCGACUGCGGGGGCCACCAGCUAGACAGCCACCGCGCCUUCGUGGUCAAGUACUCUCUGCAGGAGGACCGGGACCUCAGCUGGCACUACGACAACGCGGAGGUCACCCUCAACGUGUCCCUCGGGAAGGACUUCUCCCAGGGCAACUUGAACUUCGGAGGCCUGCGGCAGGUUCCAGGUGUUGCUCCCCAGGGCCUGGAGGUAGAACACGUGGUCACGCGAGGCUUGCUGCACCUGGGAGGCCAGAUGCACUGCGCCCUGCCCGUGGCGGCCGGGGAGCGCUGGAACCUCAUCGUCUGGAUGAGGGCGUCCGCCGUCCGCAACCGACUCUGCCCCAUGUGCGGCUGCACCCCCGACCUGGUGGACGACGAGGGCUUUGGGGACGGCUUCACGAGAGAAGAGCCCUCCGGGACCGUGGACGUCUGCUCCUUGACCUGAAGCGGCCUGAGCCGGGGCUAGGAAAGGCAGCACGAGUCCAGCCUGAAGCAGCGACGGGAACGGAUCUGGGGGCUCAGCAAAAGGGGUGGGGGCGGCUGAGAUCCCAAGAAGUCUGACUUCAGUUGCUCCAGGAUCUUAUUUAGGGGUCUGGCUGGGCACCGACCAAAGAGUUUUUCUACUACAUCCUCACCCAAGGCUCCCCACCUCUUCAGAAGGGUCUGGACGCUGGUCUGGGGAUUCGGCUGACCUGAUCUGUCCGUGAGUCGGUAAACAUCCCGGAAAGGUGCAGAAACUCCGGCCUCAGUUCAGGAAGGCUGAAGGGGGUAUCCCGGCCUUCCCCAGCCCGCUGCCGGGCUCACUUGGGAGGGACCUCUCCAUUCUAAGAGAGCCAGGUUCUCAAGGAGAAGGCUGAUGUCUCAAAGUUGUCCCACCCCUUUCAGAGCUCAGCUGCCUCUCCCAGAGCCCCUCGCUCUGUGGGGUGUCUCUCCGUGCCCUUUUCCAGGCCCAUGAAGGUGUCCUCUCAUUUCUAAUUACUGCCUUGCCAACCUUCCCAGCCCAAGCAGGGUUGGGAGCUGAAAGGAGCUGCUCUAACCUGGUGCUCAUAGGGCCAGAGGGGAAGGCUCAGGGACUGGGAUAAAGGGAGAAAUGACAAGGAGUAGGAACCGGA
Messenger RNA from Tachyglossus aculeatus (Australian echidna), 1780 nucleotides. It is a transcript of the gene OGFOD2, whose product is annotated as 2-oxoglutarate and iron dependent oxygenase domain containing 2. Gene Ontology annotation, molecular function: L-ascorbic acid binding; iron ion binding; oxidoreductase activity, acting on paired donors, with incorporation or reduction of molecular oxygen. NCBI's taxonomy places the organism in Eukaryota, Metazoa, Chordata, Mammalia, Monotremata, Tachyglossidae. The coding region runs from base 7 to 1113 and encodes 368 amino acids. The transcript is spliced from 8 exons. The record is from RefSeq and is a predicted model, not a curated record.